Messenger RNA from Myxocyprinus asiaticus (Chinese sucker), 1282 nucleotides. It is a transcript of the gene c35h20orf96, whose product is annotated as chromosome 35 C20orf96 homolog. The record is from RefSeq and is a predicted model, not a curated record. The annotation marks the transcript as partial. The transcript is spliced from 8 exons. NCBI's taxonomy places the organism in Eukaryota, Metazoa, Chordata, Actinopteri, Cypriniformes, Catostomidae.
GUCCACUAUGAUUCCACAACAUUACCCAAACUCUCUGGAAGGAGAACAACUGUAAAAGUGGAACAGGAACAUACUAAGGACAAUUUCAAAGCACUGAAGUUACUCAUCACAUCCACAAAAGAAGCCAUAAAAGUCCUAGAGGAGCACUGUGAACAUCUUAAAGAGAGGAACCUGCAGAUAGCCAAGACCAUCAUUGAUACAGAGAGAAGCUCAUUCUCCAGAGCCAAAGAACUGCUCAUCCAGCAAGUACAAAUGGGGAGAUCAGUGGCAUUCUUUAAACAAUGGAGUGGCAGUCAGAUUAGAAAUAUCAAAGCAGAGCUGACAGAUAUACAGGAAGCAUCACAGAAACAUCUCCAUGAUUUGCAGGAGCAGUUGGAUAUAGUGACAUCAAAGGUGGUGAAGGCAAAGAAAGAGCUGCACACUCUGAAGACAUACAAAGAUAUGGAGUACCCAGUCAAGGCCUUGCAAAUUGCAGACAUGGAAAGUGAGCUGAAUAAACUGAGGGAGAAGAAGCAGGUUGAGCAGAAGGAUGUGACUUUGCUGUUUAAAAAAGAGAUGGCAAAUUUGGAGAGAUGUCAACGCCAAAGAGAGCAGGCAGUACUGUCUGCCAUUGCUGAGAAACAUGAAUCUCUCAUCCCUCCCAUUAUCAAACUGAUGGCCUCUCAUAACCACACAUUAAGGGAAGAGAUUCACAUGUACAGAAAGGAGAUAAUGGAGUUGAGACAGAAGACCAAAGAGCUAAUGAAAAGUAUUCAGGAACUGAAACUAUCAAGACCGAACUUGAGGAGAGAGAUCUUUCCAGAUGUUUUCCUGAAAUCAGAUAAGUGUAGUCCAGAUAUGGAUGUCCAUCUCAAUAUACCACAAGAGGAUUUACUCCCCAUAUAGCCCCGUGUCAAAGGCAUUACCUUUUUAAUUCCUCGCUUGAGCUGCUGUAUAUUUAAGUAAACUGAAUGGAACCACUUCAUUAAAUCAUUUAACUCUGAGCAAUUUUAUUUAUUUAUUUUAUUUUUUUCAAAUCUUCACUUUCUUUGUUUAUUUGUUUUUUAUGUUUUAUAAGCGGGACCCUCUUUAUUAAAAAAAAAGUAUAACUUUUUAAAAAACAUGACAUAUUACAAAUGACAGUAAUACAUGUGCCAUAAUUGCAUAUGCCAACUGCAUAUCAGUUUAAUGCUGUGGUAUCACAUAUUACACAAGCUAUGUUAUGCAAAAAUGACCACAUUUAUUUGGGCAAGCACGAUUAGAAUAAAAAGUGAGUUUUUCUUCCACAAAAGCCACAACAUUA